Molecule: messenger RNA, 1983 nt
Organism: Brachypodium distachyon (stiff brome)
Lineage: Eukaryota; Viridiplantae; Streptophyta; Magnoliopsida; Poales; Poaceae
Product: chitinase 1
Exons: 2
Coding region: 490-1731 (413 amino acids)
Biological process (GO): chitin catabolic process; cell wall macromolecule catabolic process; defense response to fungus
Molecular function (GO): chitinase activity; chitin binding
Source: RefSeq, a predicted model, not a curated record
UAAGUAGGUGACACUUUUUUAUGGAUCGGAUGGAGUAAAUAUCUGUACACCCGUAAAAAUCUGAAUCAGUGGUGGUCCGUUCAUUUUGAGACCACUACUCCUUCGAUUGCUCUAGAAUCAAAUAAUUUCCACUCAUUUUACUCCCUCGUUUGAGAUAACUGAUUUUUCUAAGAAAUAUUUGUAGAUAAUUCAGUCAGCACAAGUUACACAAUAUGAGGCACAGACAAUUAAGCAAAGCAUGCAUAAUUCAUAUUUUAAAUUUCGUGGCAAAGCAUGUGCAUUUAACUACUAAGUGUAAAUCACCAGAUCGGCUGCUAAAAUUUAAAGCUCUGACAAGCCUUGAAUCCAAAUAAACACUAGCACGUGAUGCAGUGAUGCUCCACAUUCGGUCAAUGUUGCGGCACGCAAAGUGUACUGCACUAGCCAAACCACGACCUUUCUUUUUCACCGAUCGACCCUUAGAAAUUACUGCAGAAUUCGUGUAUAUAUAUGCGGCAUUUCUCGCCUUACCCGUCCGUCGUCUGUAAGAUCAAAACCAUGAGAGCUCCGAGUCUGGCCACGGCCGUCGUCCUUGCCAUCCUGGCCGCGGCGCUCGCCACAGCGCAAGCUCGCGCCGAGAACUGUGGGUCGCAGGCGGGCGGCGCGACGUGCGCAGACAACCUCUGCUGCAGCCGCUUCGGGUUCUGCGGGAGCUCACCCGAGCACUGCGGCGACGGCUGCCAGAGCCAAUGCAGCGGCGGCGGGCCUGGGCCCGGACCAACCUGCGGGUCCCAGGCCGGCGGCGCGACGUGCGCAAACUGCCUUUGCUGCAGCCGCUUCGGGUUCUGCGGCAGCACGCCCGAGCACUGCGGCGCCGGCUGCCAGAGCCAGUGCAGCGGCUGCGGGCCCAGCCCAGUACCCACCCCCGCCCCCGGCCCAGGACCAGCACCCGGCCCGACUCCUCCAGGUAACGAGGGCGUGGCGUCUAUCCUGCCCAGGGACCUCUUCGAGCGGCUGCUGCUCCACCGCAACGACAAUACCUGCCCCGCGAGAUGGUUCUACACCUACGACGCGUUCCUCGCCGCGGCCGCCGCGUUCCCGGCCUUUGCCGGCGCAGAGGGAAACAACAACGAGACGCGGAAGCGGGAGGUGGCCGCGUUCCUGGGCCAGACUUCCCACGAGACUACCGGCGGGUGGGACGCGGCGCCCGACGGUCCUUACUCGUGGGGCUACUGCUACAAGGUGGAGCAACAGGAGCCGAAGCCCGUCUACUGCGAGCCCAGCAACGAGUGGCCCUGCACGCCCGGGAAGAAGUACUACGGCCGUGGCCCUAUCCAGCUCUCCUACAACUACAACUACGGACCAGCGGGCCAAGCCCCGGCGAUCGAAUUGGACUUGCUGAACAACCCGGAUCUGGUGGCCGCAGAUGCGGUUGUGGCGUUCAAGACAGCGUUGUGGUUCUGGAUGACACCACGGGACAACAAGCCGUCGUCCCAUGCCGUCAUCACGGGGAAGUGGAAACCGACGGCGGCGGACAUCGCGGCGGGACGGGUGCCUGGGUACGGCGUGAUCACUAACAUUAUCAAUGGUGGUGUUGAGUGUGGGAUCGGGCCGGACCUUCGUGUGCAGGACCGGAUUGGGUUCUACCGGCGCUACUGCGACGCGUUGGGUGUGGACUACGGGAGCAACCUUGACUGCGACAACCAGAGACCCUUCUCCAGCGGCUUCCCGGCUGGGUUCGCGGCGCAGUGAAAACGGCUUGUAAAAUGCUAUUACUCCAUUAGCUGGCAUUAUAGUAAGCUUGUGACUCUGAAUAAUUAAUGGUGAUCAACUAGUCCAUUAGUUGAUCACCAAUAAUCAGUCAACGAGUUGAUCUGCUACGUAGAUCUCAAGGAGAUGGCAUUAGUUAUUUAAUUGCCUCAUGCAACCUGUUGUGAUUGGUCCAACGUGCAGUUUGAAAUACCGUGUGCUUGCAUUUAAGCGAAGAAAAGUAUGUUGUCGGUC